AUGUAUUAUAUGCUUUAUCUGGCAAGUCUGUGCCGGCGCCGCCGCUGGCCAGAACCAACAUACGAAUUAUCCGGCAAUGCAGGCGGGUUCAGCUGCGUGGUCCGAGUGAACAACCGCGAGUAUCAGACAGACGCAAUCUGCGAUUCGGAGGUGCGCGCCCGCGAGAGCGCCGCCAUGCGCGCGUACCUGAUCUGCCGCAACUUCUCCGUCAACGAUGGCAUGUAUCCUGCCGGCCACAGCCAGGGCGGCGCCGUGCAGGGGAUCCCCGUUGCGAUAGGCACGGGCCGCAAGUCUAGCCGUGAUGACGAUACGGAUACCUCUGUCAGCAGUAGUGGCGGUAGUUCUAGUGGCGGAAGUAGCCCUGAGAACCGGGAGAGGGUCGUGAGGCUUGGUGGUGACGGUGGGAAUCAUCAGGUCUCGUUGAAGGGUGGGAUGGCGGUUCCGGUUCCGGCUUCGGCUAGGGCUCUUACUUAUGGUGGGCGUGGGAUCUAA
This is a messenger RNA of Penicillium lagena, 492 nucleotides long. RefSeq lists its product as uncharacterized. The record is from RefSeq and is a predicted model, not a curated record. The coding region runs from base 1 to 492 and encodes 163 amino acids. NCBI's taxonomy places the organism in Eukaryota, Fungi, Ascomycota, Eurotiomycetes, Eurotiales, Aspergillaceae. The transcript is spliced from 2 exons.